UCACGUACAUUUCCUCUUCAUCGGAAUGGCAAAGGGAGAACGUGCUCCAAGUAGUGCGACUGUCAGUGUCGAAUAGUUCGUGUUAAUGUCUGGUGUUAUUAUUGCAUAGGAACAAAUGCAGGAGUUGCUUACCUGGGCGUGUAUAUAUGGUUAGAGGGAAAUCAACGCUCCCGCUCAAACCGGUAAUUUGAUACAUGUUUUAAAAACAUUUGAGCUUUGAUGUUUGAGUUUACAUGUUCCAGUGUUUCUCCUCGAAAUAGUCAUUCGUCUCUUGGUGUACAAUGUAGCGUCAUUUGUGUGUUAGCCUACCUGCAUGAAUGUAACAUGAUAUUUAGUUCGAUAUGACUAAUGUGACUGAAAGUAAAAGCGUAGAAUGGCUUCGACUCGAGUUGGAAUCCGGGGGAAGUUCGCUGCUUUUGUUGGACUGCCGAUCGCACGAGUUUUACGAAUCAUCCCACAUAGAAACGGCGAUCAAUUUGGCAAUUCCAGCAUUGAUGCUGCGAAGGUUUAAGAAGGGCAACAUACCCAUCCGAACUAUCAUACCGAACCACGAAGACAAGGAGAAAUUCGUUAGACGUUGCAAUACAGAUACAGUGAUUCUGUACGAUGAGUGCACUGUGGACUGGCAGGAUGGGGCCACUGGCUCGGUUCUGGAACUACUUCUUCAGAAACUAUGGGACGACGGAUGUAAAGCAUAUUACCUGGAAGGGGGAUUUGGGAAGUUUCAGACCGAGUACCCAGAGCACUGUGAAACCCUCCUGGACAGCUCCUGUCCCAGCUCCUCUCCCCCCCUCUCUGUCCUAGGCUUCGGAAGUCUCCGGAUCAGUUCCGACCUCUCAGAUGGUGAAUCGGACCGUGAGCCGAGCAGCGCCACAGAGUCUGAGGAGAGCCCCCUUCCCAACAUCCAACCUGCCUUCCCAGUCCAGAUCCUCCCCUUCCUUUACCUGGGCUGUGCCAAAGACUCCACCAACCUGGACGUGCUGGGCCAGUACAACAUCAAGUACAUCCUGAACGUCACGCCCAAUCUCCCCAACAUGUUUGAACAUGACGGCCUCUUCACGUACAAGCAGAUCCCCAUCUCGGACCACUGGAGUCAGAACUUGUCCCAGUUCUUUCCAGAGGCCAUAUCCUUCAUCGAUGAGGCUCGGUCCAAGCAGUGUGGCGUCCUGGUACACUGUCUGGCUGGUAUCAGCCGCUCUGUGACCGUGACCGUGGCCUACUUGAUGCAGAGGCUCAACCUAUCCCUCAAUGACGCCUAUGACUUUGUCAAGAGGAAGAAGUCCAACAUCUCCCCCAACUUCAACUUCAUGGGCCAACUGCUGGACUUCGAGAGGACACUGGGGCUGCACAGCCUGUGUGACAACCGCUCCUCCUCCAGUGAGCAGCUCUACUUCACCACGCCGACCAAUCACAACGUGUUCCAGUUGGACACUCUGGAGUCGACUUGAGGAGACGGAGAAGGCAGGGUUUAGCGGCCAUGUUGCUUCAUCAGUGUCUACAUGGUCUUUUGUAGCCUGUCAGGAAAAGGAAAAGAGUCCUGGAACUGCAGCUGGUAGAGAGAGACUGAGGAGGCUCACCUGUCGUGCAAGUGAUUUAAGUAUGGAUUUUUAUAGCCCACGGUGCUCCCCAGUAUGCUUUUAAAAAAGUACAUACUUUGUUUGGUCCACGCUCUGAUGCCUUAUCGUCUAUAAUAGUGAAUAAUGGUAUGGUUAUUGCAGGAAAUGUCAUUAUUAUGAGCUAACUCUGAGAUGGUUUAACUGUUAUUUCAUAUUCUCCAGCUGUAAUGUGGAUGUGUCAGUUGUUUUCCUAACAAAUGUGGCUAAUGCGUUGGUCUGAAGGAAGAGGUUGGCCAUGAAGAAUGUGAAUCAAUGUUUUCUGGGACCAAACAGAGAUUCUUUUGAAUGCUACGUUUGCUGAGGAGAUGGGGCUACUUUAAGUUGGCCUUGAAUGACUGUAACGUUCAUUUUGAUGACUGUAACGUUCCUUUUGAUGGCUGUAACGUUCCUGUUGAUGACUAACAUUCCUGUUGAUGACUGUAACGUUCCUGUUGAUGACUGUAACGUACCUGUUGAUGACUGUAACGUACCUGUUGAUGACUGUAACGUACCUGUUUAUGACUGUAACGUACCUGUUGAUGACUGUAACGUUCCUGUUGAUGACUAACGUUCACGUUGAUGACUGUAAUGUUCCCGUUGAUGACUGUAACGUACCUGUUGAUGACUGUAACGUUCCUAUUGAUGACUAAUGUUCACGUUGAUGACUGUAAUGUUCCCGUUGAUGACUGUAACGUACCUGUUGAUGACUGUAACGUUCCUGUUGAUGACUAACGUUCACGUUGAUGACUGUAACGUUCCCGUUGAUGACUGUAACGUACCUGUUGAUGACUGUAACGUUCCUGUUGAUGACUAACGUUCACGUUGAUGACUGUAAUGUUCCCGUUGAUGACUGUAACGUACCUGUUGAUGACUGUAACGUUCCUGUUGAUGACUGUAACGUUCCCGUUGAUGACUGUAACGUACCUGUUGAUGACUGUAACGUUCCUGUUGAUGACUGUAACGUUCCCGUUGAUGACUGUAACGUUCCCGUUGAUGACUGUAAUGUUCCCGUUGAUGGCUGUAACGUUCCUGUUGAUGACUGUAACGUACCUGUUGAUGACUGUAACGUACCUGUUGAUGACUGUAACGUUCCUGUUGAUGACUGUAACGUUCCCGUUGAUGACUGUAACGUUCCCGUUGAUGACUGUAACGUUCCCGUUGAUGACUGUAAUGUUCACGUUGAUGGCUGUAACGUUCCUGUUGAUGACUGUAACGUACCUGUUGAUGACUGUAAUGUUCCCGUUGAUGACUGUAACGUACCUGUUGAUGACUGUAACGUUCCCGUUGAUGACUGUAACGUACCUGUUGAUGACUGUAACGUUCCUGUUGAUGACUGUAACGUUCCCGUUGAUGACUGUAACGUUCCCGUUGAUGACUGUAAUGUUCCCGUUGAUGGCUGUAACGUUCCUGUUGAUGACUGUAACGUACCUGUUGAUGACUGUAACGUUCCUGUUGAUGACUGUAACGUUCCCGUUGAUGACUGUAACGUUCCCGUUGAUGGCUGUAACGUUCCUGUUGAUGACUGUAACGUACCUGUUGAUGACUGUAAUGUUACCCUUGAUGACUGUAACGUACCUGUUGAUGACUGUAACGUUCCCGUUGAUGACUGUUCUAAACGUCUUCAUUUGCAGCUCUCUCUCUCUUAACAUCAGAAUGGAGUGAUCUUGGAAAACAGUAGUUGACAAGUGCUAUGCUAUUUUCCCUACUUUUGUGUCAUCUUCAGAGUAAACAUUUGAUCAUGUAGGAAUGCAAUACAGUAUGUCAGCGCAUUACCAUUUUACCUUUGUUGAACUGAGACAGGUCACCCUCUGCAAAAUGUUAAAGAUGAAACACCUAGAGUUUUGUAAAACUCUUGUAAAUUGUAAUAAUUAUAAUAGCAUUUCAUUGUCUGCAUGUAAUCAAGUUGAAUUUCUGUUCUGUACCUCUUCUGCCUGUUGUUCAUGUGGCCUUUAUCACACCUUCUAAGUUAACAUAACACUUAACUGUCUUAACCUGGGUAUAGUAUAGGAUUGUCAUAUGCCAUGCUUGAAAUUCACGACUUGUAGUUAUGAUCCAUAAUGGACAUUUGAACCUUGUUUAUUAAGUCAUGGAUAAGUCAUGUAUAGACACAAUCUUCAGCCUGCAGCUACUCUUCCUUUAGCAGAACCAUGUUAAGGGAAACAUGCAGUGUGUUUUGAUCCGUUCUGUUUUUGCCAGUAAUGUCUCGGAACGAGUCGGCUCAAAGUUGAAUGGUUUAGUGAAUGAGAGAGAGGGAAUGAAAUGAAACAAGUGAAGAUGAUGAUAAAUGUGUUCUUACCUCAUGGAGAGACAUUUUCAGGGAUUUUAUAUAACAUAUCUGUAUUUUGUUACAGCCUCUGAAAUACAUCAAAGGGCUGUGUUUAUUUGGCAUGUGUUUGUAAAAUAUGUACAUAAGGGGGACCUUUUCUCUGAAUCAUGAAGGAUGUGAAGUUAAAUUGACCCAAUUACAGUAUGUAUAGUGUAUGUAAAACUAAAUGUACAAUACAUUUAUGUACAAGUUUAUACAACAAAUAUAUUGAAUAUUUUUUACCUUUAAA
Oncorhynchus nerka (sockeye salmon) is the source of this 4150-nucleotide messenger RNA. Its product is annotated as dual specificity protein phosphatase 7-like. The coding region runs from base 342 to 1448 and encodes 368 amino acids. The record is from RefSeq and is a predicted model, not a curated record. Lineage: Eukaryota; Metazoa; Chordata; Actinopteri; Salmoniformes; Salmonidae. Gene Ontology annotation, molecular function: MAP kinase tyrosine phosphatase activity; protein tyrosine/threonine phosphatase activity; MAP kinase tyrosine/serine/threonine phosphatase activity. The transcript has 3 exons. Gene Ontology annotation, biological process: negative regulation of MAPK cascade; protein dephosphorylation. Gene Ontology annotation, cellular component: cytosol; cytoplasm.